AUGUGCGCAAAACUCUGCGCACCCGAGCUUUGAUGUUUUCCAAGCGACGGAAGCUCUCGAAGUUUGGCGUCGGUGCGGGUGUGUGGCAGUGCUGGUUGUUCGUAUUUUACGAUGUCCGCACUGCUUAGAUCAGCGAAGUUUUUGCGUCUUUUCAGUGGUUUCGCGCGUAACUUCACAGCUGGACCCGUCAGAAAUGAAGCCGACAACUUCCUCGGAAAUCACAAACCCCAAUGGCAGGGUAUAGACACUAGGACAUUGUCCACACAACCAUCAGCUGUGCCUCUGACAGUUGAGAGCAGUAGUGGACUCCAGACACUUGACAGAGCACUGCAGAAAUUGGACUUGGAUAUCAGGAAAACUGGUCGGAUCUCGACCAGGGAAGUGGAAGAGAUUUAUGAGGAAGUCAAGGUCACAGGUGCCAUCAGCAGCUCACAGAGCUUGCUGUUGAUCCGUUGCUGUGGUAACCUGGUUGCGGAGGAGCUUCCCGAACAGAGGACUCAACUGGCACAGAACAUAUGGCAGACACUCCAGUCCAUAGGUGUCCCUAUGGACAUUUCCCACUACAACGCGCUGCUGCGUGUGUACUUGGAGAACGAGCACCCUUUCUCCCCGAGCGAGUUCCUCUCGUACCUGCAUGCCCAGGGCGUGGAGCCGAACCGCGUCACCUACCAGAGACUCAUCUCCAGGUUCUGUCUUUUGGGUGACAUUGAGGGCGCCACCCGCAUCCUCGAACACAUGAAGGAGAACGGUCUAGCCAUCAACGAACAGGUGUUCAACGCCCUGGUCGUCGGACAUGCACGAGCCAAUGACCUGGAGUCGGCGCAGUCGAUGGUGGCCAUGAUGAAGCGCGCCCACCUGGAGCCAUCUGCCGAGACGUUCCGCCACCUGGCCUGUGCGCACGCCGAGCAGGGGGACUUGGCAGGUGUGAAGGCCACCCUGGAGCAGGCCGAACGCGAGGAGGUGGUGCUGCAUGACCGAGAUAUACUGGAGGUCAUCUACAGUCUCACCGUGGCAGGACACAAACAGCAUCUGAAUGAGGUCCUCUCCGGCCUGAAGAAGUCUGCCGGCUUCAACCAGGAGGCGGUGACGGUGAUCCUGCGGCUGGUGAACGCCGGCCACGAGGACGUCGGCUUCAGCCUCCUCCGGACCAUGGUGCUGCCGCAGUCGCAGUCCGGCGAGGCGCUCAGCGUCGGCAACUUCUUCAUCAGGCAGAUGGUCCGCGCCAGACGGCCGCUGCCGGCGAUUCUCCACUACUGUUCGGCUCUGCGCGAGUCCGGUCUGAACCAGAAGGCAGUGCUGGUGGCCCUUCACAAGGCCCUCCAGCUGGGAGAACUGGAGACAGCAGAGGGUCUGCUGCGCGCUCUUCCCGAGCACGGGUUCGCGGUCCGACCGCACUACUUCUGGCCACUGAUCAUCGCAGCCAAACGCAACCAAAGCCUGCCCGACGUGCUGCGCGUGCUGUCGCUGAUGCGCGGCCUCGAGUGUAACGUCGGCAUCGACACGCUGACGGAGCAAGUGCUGCCCGGCCUGGAGACGGCCGUCACCUGGGACAAGCUGCUGUACGAGCUCAACAACAUCGGCGUGCGCUACGGCAUCUCUGCGCCGGCGCUGUGCAAGUACCUGCUCAACAACGAUCAGCUGGCAAUGGCCAACGCUGUGGCUGACAGGUAUAACGUGCUGUUCAGUCCAUUCGCGCUGCGUCAGGCGGUCGCCGGCCAGUACGCCCGCGCCCGCGACCCCUCCGCGGUGCACCUGCUGCACCACAUGUGUCAGGCGGCGUCGGACCUGAACGUGACGACCACGGACGUGACGGACGGCUUCCUCACCGAGCUGCUGCCCAUGUUGAAGGACGACCGCGCCGCCGCCGUGGAGGCCAUGCUGGAGGCGAUGCUGCAGCGCGGCCUGGGCAUCUCGCCGGGCUGUGCGGGGACCGUCCAGGCGGCCCUGUCGGACGGCUGUACGGACCGCUGCUGUCAGCUGCUGGAGCAGCUCAGUCAGUCGGAGCUGGCGCCGACCGGGCCGCCCUCCGACUAUAGCGCUCCGCGGCCCCAGCAGUCCCAGCAGGGCAGGCCGCGCGGCGCCAACAGUCCGGAGGCGCUAGACGCGCGUCUGGAGCGGGACCUGGCCGCCGCCCGGCAGAGCGGCGAGCCCGUGGCUCCCCUCCUCUCCCACCUGCUGGCCCGCCACAUCAGCCGCAAACGGGUGGACCAGGCGCUGAAGGUCAAACAGGAGCUGCUGGAUGCCGGCGAGCAGCUGACUGUGAGCCAGCUGAGCGGCCUGUUCAACAUCCUCGUGGACGCCGAGAGGCUGGACGAGGCCCGCCAGGCCUAUAACGAUAUUCUGGCGGCCGAGCCGGGCGCUCUGAGCGACCACCGCGUGCUGCGGCUGGCGAGACUCAUGGUCGCCAACGAUAAAGUGGACGAGGCGGUGCAGUUCCUUCAGACCCAGCCACGCGACAGCCGUCAGGACCACAAGCGGGACGACCGUCCGUUCUUCAUGGCCGCCUGGCGGCUUUUGAACGGUCCGGCGCAGCGCGGUAAGCCGGAGGACGUACGCCAACUCCUGCGGGUUCUGAUUGACGACCGGUACGUCAUGGAACCCAACCGCGCUCUGCUGGCCAUGCUCGUCAAAGCGCACCUCGCCAAUAAUGACACUGUCGGUGCCAUGGAUGAGAUGGAGAGAAUCCAUAAGGAGUACCGUCAGCUUCCGUGGCGGAGUCAGAUGAUGGCUCAGCUGAUCAAGGAGGAGAAUACGGAUCAGCUGCAGAGACUGUUGGAUCUGAGCAUGGAGACGUACGGCGAGAUGGACGCCCUGUACGACCUGGCCUUCAGCUUCAUCGAGUGCGGCAAGAUGCGGCAGGCCAAGAAGGUGCUGGACACGCCUGGACUCAGGGCUCGCUCGCACCGUCUGGAGCAGAUCUGCGAGCGUUACGUCGAGGAGGGCCGCAUUGCCGAGCUGGAGAACCUGAUUGCCGUCACGCGGGACGUGUUCGGGUUGGACCGUCUGCGUCUGUACGGUCACCUGCUGCGCGCGCUGUCGGCCGCCGAGCAGCCGGACCGGGCGCUGGUGCUGUGGACUCAGCUGCAGGAGGAGGGGCUGGCGGCACCGGACGACAUGCUCCGGGAACUGGCGGCGCUUCUGAGGCGCCACGGGAGACCGGUGCCGUUCAGUGAGCCGGGUCCGCCGCUGGAGACGGGAGGAGGGGAACUGGCGGCGGUGGGACAGCAGGUGCCGCUGCACCAGCCCCCGCCGCCGCAGGUGCCGCAGGAGGGACAGAACAGACAGGGGAGGAGGCAGAACGCGCAGAGACAGUCUCCGGCCGCCUCCACUCCCGCCGAACCACCGCAGAACACGAUCAAGAGCCAACUGAAACGCGCAAUCAAAGCCCAAGCAAUCGACGAGGCACUGCAGUACCUGCCGCAGAUGGAGGCAGAGAAGGUGGAGCCGUCCAUCCACGACCUCUCACUGCUGGUGGAGCUACUGGUCCGUAACGACCGGAUGCAGGAGGCCGUGCGCCUCACCACCGAAAUGCUGGGACGCAACACCUUCCCCCAGCCGCGCGUCUUCAAGUUCCUAAUGUCACGCCUGUCUGCUGACGGUGAUGUGGAUGGCAUCACUGCCGUCGGCGCCCACCUGAAGGAUGAGCUCAAAUCGGCCACAUCGUACGACAACCGCCUGUGUACCGCCUACCUGAACGCCGGUCGCGGAGAGGAGUUCCUGGAACAUCUGGAGGAGGUGUGCCGGAAACCACAGCCGACAGAAGACAGUGGCACCUACGUGUUCCCGGCCGGCGGGUUCCUGGGGAUGCUGCGAGGCCUGCCGCAGCUCUACCCUCGCUGUGUGAAGCUCGCCGAGAACUUUGCCGAGCGAGGUGUAUUGGGAGCGGCCAACAUGCUCUGGGUCGACCACUUUGUCAACGAACGCUACAACGAGGCACAACAGAUCUUCGACAAGUUCCUGCGCAACCAAGACAUCGUCCUGUUCAGAGGUGUUAUUGAGAAGGCGACCGAAUCUGGAAACUUGGAGAUGACUCGACGACUCUACGAAAUGCUCCAGCCCACAAAGAUAUCACACGGAGCCAAGGCUGUCGUCGUCUCAGCAGUUGUCAACCUGACCCUGGACCGAGAAGGCCCCCAGGCGGCCGUCGAGCUCCUCCGCAGCAGUGGAUUCUCUCCCGAUGACCUGAAGAGCGCCGUGGCUGAUCGGCUGCGGACUGAGGCUGCAAACCACGGACUGAACCUGCCGCCCGCUGUACCUCGCACCACACCCGCUGACGGCCCAGCGCCGGCCGACGCGGGGAGCAGUCAGACAGCGGCGGCAGCGAGCACAUCACAACCAGACUCGAGUGCGGCGCCGAAGCCUCCCGCGGCCGCGGCGGCGACCCCUCCAACACCGGCCGCCCCUCCCGCGGAUCCCUCGGCCCGCUGAGAGUGCCUGCGGCGCGACCGUAAGAGUGCUAGUGAAAGACAACGGUGUGACGUGAACGCGAGAGAGCGGAUGGUAGUGGUACAUAGUUCGUGCCCCCUCGGGCCGAGGAAGCGCAUACAGUCCAACGGGUGAAUCCCGAGGUUACUGGUGAACAGUAACGCUUCUGCUCGUAGGUGAAAUAUUUUUUUGAAGCUGUGCGACAUUUUUGUUGCGAUUUAUGUAGUCGGAAGCCCGCUGUGCGCUGUAGGCUUGAAUGCGGCUCUUUUUCUAGUCGUGGCAGGUCCCUUGGCAGUGAACUGAGGAUGUGCCGUCGACUGGGUAUUAGACGGUGUGUGAAAUGUUCGAGUGAGAGUGGGCAUUACCAUCGUGUAGAAACGGCAGGGCGGAGGAACACACGCGGCAUCCUCGAUCCGGCGCCGGCGGCAGGGAUGGAGGGCGCCGAACGUCUCAUUCUCAUCAGAACAGCACAGAAUGGUUGGUCAUUACGUGAAUAUGAGACACGUAGUAAAUAUACUGAAUGAGCGACAA
Molecule: messenger RNA, 4956 nt
Organism: Amphibalanus amphitrite
Lineage: Eukaryota; Metazoa; Arthropoda; Thecostraca; Balanomorpha; Balanidae
Product: leucine-rich PPR motif-containing protein, mitochondrial-like
Exons: 22
Coding region: 112-4428 (1438 amino acids)
Molecular function (GO): protein binding
Source: RefSeq, a predicted model, not a curated record